Messenger RNA from Ilyonectria robusta, 1586 nucleotides. Its product is annotated as MRG-domain-containing protein. Gene Ontology annotation, biological process: chromatin organization; regulation of DNA-templated transcription. Bases 297 to 1262 code for a protein of 321 amino acids. Gene Ontology annotation, cellular component: NuA4 histone acetyltransferase complex; Rpd3S complex; nucleus. Lineage: Eukaryota; Fungi; Ascomycota; Sordariomycetes; Hypocreales; Nectriaceae. The record is from RefSeq and is a predicted model, not a curated record. The transcript is spliced from 4 exons.
CUGGCAGCCAGGUACCGGACCUUCCAAGGGAGUCGCGUCGCGUUAGUGACGAGAAAAGUCCCUACAGGUCCAUUAACGCGAACCACUGUGCCUCAAGUUUGCAACACUGUAUCGCGCAUCGCCUUUCAUCUCAUCCCAUGACGACUCUCUCCUGAAUCUUCACCACCAACUGCAAACUCAUUCACAUCCCAUCACAGAGUGUAUCUGCGCCAAUCACAGACGCCCCUUCACCUUCGCAUUUCCUUACUUUUUGCACACCGCCUCUUUUGAGUGGUUCCAGUACCGCCAGCAUCGCCAUGGCUCCUGCACGCCAGCAGCCGGCACCGCCGCCGUUCAGCAAGGACGAAAAAGUCCUGUGCUUUCACAUGGACAUGCUCUACGAGGCUAAGGUUAUGGAUGUGCAGCCCGGGGAGAAGCCUAGCGACGGGUACCGAUACAAGGUUCACUACAAGGGUUGGAAGAACACCUGGGACGACUGGGUGCUUGUGGACCGCAUUCGCCCUUUUGACGACGAGCACAAGGAGUUGGCAGCCCAGCUUCACGCGCAGGUCAAGCAUAACAUGCAGAGGAGCACGAAGCUGCCCAAGAAGGGCCUCCGCAGCGGCGCUGAAUCGGCAAGGGUGAGCGAGGAGCGGGCUGGCUCCGCAACCGUUCAAGGGGGUCGGGGUGGACGACGAGGCAAGGACUGGGAACUCGAACAGGAGGAUGCUUUCCAUAGCAAGCCGAUGAUCAAUCUUCCAGUUCCCGAUCAUAUCCAAGCUAUGCUUGUGGAUGAUUGGGAGAAUAUCACCAAGAACAACCAGCUGGUUCCCCUCCCCCACGCCAAACCCGUCACCAAGAUUCUUGAGGACUACCUUGCACAUGAGAAACCUCAACGAGAGGAGGGAUCCGCCAGCAUGGACAUCUUGGAGGAGGUCAUUGCGGGCUUCCGCGAGUAUUUCGAGAAAGCUCUGAGCAGGAUAUUGCUCUACCGCUUUGAGCGCCACCAGUACAUGGAUGUGCGAAAGUCAUGGGAUAAUGCAGAUGACAACUCGGAAGUCAAGGGUGUCUGUGACGUCUAUGGCGCAGAGCACUUGGCUCGACUGAUUGUUUCACUCCCCGAACUCCUGGCUCAGACAAACAUGGACCAGCAAUCAGUAUCGCGACUUCGGGAGGAGGUUGGAAAGUUCACCGUCUGGCUGGGCAAGAACUGCGAGACAUAUUUUGUGAACGAGUACGAGACCCCAUCUCAGGAGUAUAUCGACAAGGCCCGUAGUUUCUAGGUCUUGGUAGAUGGAAGGAUGGUGUUUUGAGGCUUGAUUUUGUUGUCGGGUAUUGGCACUGAUGCCGUACAGCUACCACUUCAAGAGUGACAGAGGGCCAAGGAGAAGUGGUGAAACUGUGACUGCCUGGCGCCAGAGAUAUUUUUGGCCGGUGGAAGGCUGAGUCAAUUGCCAUGACUUGUUGCGAGGUCUCGGGUACUGGUAAACGACAAAGGACUACACACAUGUAGGAUAGCGGGGGAUUUGUACCUCUUUUGUCUUUCCUAGUCAGUUGAUUUAUAGGAGACCUUUCUUAAGGUGAUAACACGGACAUGAGACAGUCGA